This is a messenger RNA of Andrographis paniculata, 2389 nucleotides long. Its product is annotated as subtilisin-like protease SBT1.2. Gene Ontology annotation, biological process: proteolysis. The coding region runs from base 1 to 2307 and encodes 768 amino acids. NCBI's taxonomy places the organism in Eukaryota, Viridiplantae, Streptophyta, Magnoliopsida, Lamiales, Acanthaceae. Gene Ontology annotation, molecular function: serine-type endopeptidase activity. The record is from RefSeq and is a predicted model, not a curated record. The transcript has a single exon.
AUGGCGGCACUCAGCAAUUCACACAUCUUCUCCAUCUUUUCGCUGCAUUUGCUGCUAUGCCUGCAUGCACACAAUUCGCAGACCUAUGUUGUUCAGCUCCAUCCAUCAUCUCUGCAUUUCAGUUCUAAGCUUCAAUGGCACCUUUCUUUCCUCGAGGAGGACGGGGAUUCAUCUUCACGCCUUUUGUAUUCUUACAGCGCCGCCAUGGAAGGUUUUGCUGCAUAUCUAUCAAAACCCGAGGUUAAGAAGUUAGAGAGGCUCAGAGAGGUUAUGGCAGUGAGACCUGACAGGAGGCUCGGGAUCCACACUACAUACUCUUACCAGUUCCUGGGGCUGAAUACCAAGAAUGAUCAUGCCGCCUGGAUCACAUCUAGAUUUGGCAGAGGAUCGAUCAUUGGAGUUAUCGACACUGGUGUUUGGCCGGAGAGCCCAAGCUUUGGGGACAGGGGAAUGCCUCGGGUGCCCCGGAAGUGGAAAGGGAUAUGCCAACAGGGACAGGGCUUCAGCGCAUCGAAAUGCAAUAGGAAGCUCAUUGGCGCUCGAUACUUCAAGAAAGGUCACCGUAUGGCUUCACAGGGUUUUUCCAGACUGGAAUAUGGAUCGCCGCGUGAUUCCCAUGGCCACGGCACCCAUACAGCUUCCAUAGCUGGGGGAGCGCCAGUUCCUUCGGCUAGUGUCCUUAGGAAUGGAGCUGGUGAGGCUCGAGGAAUGGCACCAUCUGCUCGUACUGCAAUUUACAAAGCCUGCUGGUCCAGAGGCUGCUACAGCUCAGACAUCCUUGCGGCAAUAGAUUCAGCCAUCAAAGAUGGUGUAGAUGUGCUUUCCCUCUCCCUCGGUGGAUUCCCGGCGCCAUUUUAUGAUGAUGUCAUAGCCAUUGGCAGUUUCCGGGCAAUGGAGCAUGGAAUAUCAGUCGUCUGCUCAGCAGGAAACAACGGCCCGAUCCAAAACUCAGUUACAAAUGCAGCUCCCUGGAUUGCUACCAUUGGUGCCAGCACAGUUGAUAGGAGAUUUCCAGCCAUUGUUCGAUUAAGCAACAGGAAGUACCUCUUUGGAGAGUCUAUGUACCCUGAGAAGGGACCUGCAGCUGCAGCAAAAGAGUUCGAGCUGGUUUACAUCACAGGUGGAAAAACCGGGAGCGCAUUUUGCUUGAGAGGAUCUCUUCCAAGACGAACAGUUAGAGGCAAGAUGGUAGUCUGCGAUAGGGGCGUAAACCAGAGGGCUGAGAAAGGUCAGGUGGUGAAAGAAGCUGGUGGUGCUGCAAUGAUUCUAGCAAACACAGAGAUGAAUAUGGAGGAAGAUUCGGUUGAUGUCCAUGUCCUGCCUGCAACAUUAAUAGGUUUCGAAGAAUCAGUUCAGCUAAAAAAUUUCAUAAACUCAUCUAGAAAACCUAAAGGAAGAAUUAUCUUUGGAGGCACAAUUAAAGGAAGAUACAGGGCACCUGCAGUAGCUCGAUUUUCAUCAAGAGGGCCGAAUCUUGCUGAUCCUUCAAUUCUCAAGCCAGAUAUGAUUGCUCCGGGAGUCAAUAUCAUUGCCGCCUGGCCACAAAACCUCAGCCCCAGUCGCCUUACAGAAGAUUCCAGAAGAGUGAACUUCAACGUAAUGUCGGGGACUUCCAUGGCAUGCCCUCAUGUCAGUGGACUUGCAGCUCUGAUCUAUUCAGCUCAUUCAAACUGGAGUCCAGCAGCCGUCAAAUCUGCACUUAUGACAACUGCAGAUGUUUGUGAUAAUCAAGGUAAACCUGUAAUGGAUGGAGACAAACCUGCCGAGCUCUUUGCAGUUGGAGCAGGACAUGUAAACCCAGAAAGAGCCAUCAAUCCAGGCCUGAUAUAUGACAUCCAACCAGAUGACUACAUUACUCAUCUAUGCUCUCUUCGGUACCCAAGUUCAGACAUAUUUAGCAUUACUCAAAGAAAUGUUAGCUGUCACGAUAUUUUGCAGAAGAACAGGGGUUUCAGUCUCAAUUACCCCUCAUUUUCUGUAAUUUUCACAACAGGAGACACAAGAAAGAGACUAAGAAGACAAAUAACAAAUGUAGGUAUCCCCAAUUCCAUUUACUCACUAAAAAUGGAGGCGCCUCGGGGUGUUGAUGUGACAGUCAGACCGCACUGUCUGAUAUUCAAUCACACUUAUCAAACUCUAAUCUACAGAGUUUGGUUCAUUUCAAAGAAAAAAUCAAAGGUCAAGGACACAAGGUUCGCACAAGGGCAUCUGACAUGGGUGGAAACAACUGGUUCACACAGGGCUCGAAGUCCUAUUUCUGUGACAUGGUUAUCAACCAAGCGAAAUAACAUAUUCUUGUCAAGCUAGUGCACUAUUAACAAUAUAUCAGGUAUCGCUUUGAAUCUACCUAAUCAUGCAGCUCCUACCUGGUAUGCACAGGUUCAUUAAA